Euleptes europaea (tarantolino) is the source of this 1582-nucleotide messenger RNA. RefSeq names its product Cdk5 and Abl enzyme substrate 2 (gene CABLES2). The coding region runs from base 13 to 1581 and encodes 522 amino acids. The transcript has 10 exons. NCBI's taxonomy places the organism in Eukaryota, Metazoa, Chordata, Lepidosauria, Squamata, Sphaerodactylidae. Gene Ontology annotation, biological process: regulation of cell cycle. The record is from RefSeq and is a predicted model, not a curated record.
GGGCCAGCCAGGAUGGCCGCGGCUGCAGCGCGCGGCUCCCCGGCGGAGGAGCAGCAGGAGCCGCCGCCGCCGCCGCCGCCUCCCCCGGCCGCCUCCGCCGCUCCGAAGAAGCGGGGCGGCGACUGGCGGCGGAGGCAGGCCGCCCUCUUCUUCCUCAACAACAUCUCCCUGGACGGGCGGCCGCCCUGCCCGGCCUCGGGGAAGCCGCCGCCGGAGCAGCCGUUGCAACCAUUGCAGCCGCCCCCGUCCUCCUCCUCCUCGGCCCCCGCGGAGCCCCCGCGGCCGGACGAGGAUGCACGCCCCGCCGCCGAGCCCGGCCGCCCCCGCCUCCUGCUGGCCCCCAACGGGCCGCCGGCGGCGGGGCUCCUGCUGCCCUCGGCCGCCGCCGAGCUGGACCCCUCGCGGGGGCUGGGCGCCGCCGCCGCCGCCCUCCUGCCCCAGCUGCUGCUCGGCAGCCCCGCCGGCGUCCUGGGGGGCGCCUCCAAGCUGCCCGGCCUCGCCCCCCCGGGGCUGCUGAGCCCCACCCAGCCCGCCGCCGCCGCCGGAGGAGCCUUCCCCUUGGAGGUCCAGAGGCAGAGAACCAAGCACAUAUCUGGCUCGCCAAGACACAAAGGCUUGAAGAAGGUACACUUCAUCAAGAACAUGAGGCAGUACGACACAAAGAACAGCAGGAUAGUAUUAAUUUGUGCCAAGCGAACUCUGUGUGUGGCUUUUUCUAUCCUGCCUUAUGGGGAGAGUUUACGGAUCAGUGAACUGAAAAUAGAGGGGCAGAAGCAGAGACAUCCGUCCGGCGGAGUUUCCAUGUCUUCAGAGAUAGUGCUAGGAAUGGAAGGAGUCGAGGUGGGAGCAGACGGCAAGAUUGUGUCCUAUGCAAAGUUCUUGUAUCCAACCAAUGCUCUUGUGGGCCGUAAAACUGAUGUUCAUGGUGCCAUUCCUUUGUGCCGAGCCGGCGUUCCACGGAGCGCGGGGGGGUCAAGGCACAAAACCACCACAGCCAAACCGAUAUCCUCGGCAACAGAUAUUGGAAAUGAAGUUGGUGAGUUAGCAGAAUACAAUCCCAAUCUCCUUGAUGACCCUCAGUGGCCGUGUGGGAAGCAUAAGCGGGUUCUCAUCUUUGCCUCAUACAUGACCACAGUCAUAGAAUAUGUGAAACCCUCAGACCUUAAAAAGGAUAUGAAUGAAACUUUUAAAGAGAAAUUUCCUCACAUCAAGCUGACGCUGAGCAAAAUCAGAAGUUUAAAGCGAGAGAUGCGGAACCUGAGCAUGGAAUGCAACCUGGAGCCGGUGACCGUCUCCAUGGCUUACGUUUACUUCGAGAAGCUUGUGCUCCAAGGCAAGCUCAAUAAACAGAACCGAAAACUGUGCGCUGGUGCUUGCGUGCUCCUCGCAGCCAAGAUUAGCAGUGAUCUCAGGAAACAUGAAGUCAAACACCUUAUUGAUAAGUUAGAAGAGAGGUUUAGAUUCAACAGACGAGAGCUCAUUGGAUUUGAAUUCACGGUACUCGUCGCUUUGGAACUAGCCCUCUAUCUUCCCGAAAACCAAAUGUUACCUCACUUCCGGCGCCUCUCACAGCAGUCCUAGC